Molecule: messenger RNA, 1568 nt
Organism: Aegilops tauschii subsp. strangulata
Lineage: Eukaryota; Viridiplantae; Streptophyta; Magnoliopsida; Poales; Poaceae
Source: RefSeq, a predicted model, not a curated record
UCAUCUGCAUCAACGGCUAACAACGAGCAGAGCCCAGCUCUAUCCCGCAGCAGCUAGCAAUGCCCGCCACCAUGCUGCUAACCUUCUCCCCGCCCCGCCUCCUCCUCCACCACCACCACGGCCAAGCCAAGCUCCGGCAGCAGCGCUCCACCGCCCGCCUCGCGCUCCUCCCGCGCCGCGCCGCUCGGCUCCGCUGCGCCCCCGACGAGGUCGCGGCCACAGCCGCCGAGCCCGAGCAGCAGGGGGAGGAGGAGGAGGAGUUCGUGCUCCUCGCCUCCAACCGCAGCGACUUCAACGAGGUCAUCAUGGUCAUCGACUCGCCCUCCAACCGCUACCUCGUCCUCGACCCCAGCCGGAAUGUCCACAGCAUUCUCCCCAAGAAGAGCGCAUGGACCAACUCCUACUGGGAUGAGUUCGUCAGCCUACCUCCCGUUGUUCCACGUGGUCCUGUUGCACUUCUAGGUUUGGGUGCUGGGACAGCAGCGCAUAUGAUGCUAGAAGUUUGGCCCUGGAUACAACUUAUCGGAUGGGAGAUUGAUCCGACGAUAAUUGAAUUGUCAAGGGAUUAUUUUGGUAUGUCCAGUUUAGAGAAGGCCACGGAAUUAGGUGGUUCACUUUCGGUGCGUAUAGGCGAUGCACUUUCCCCGUCAGCUACAGUUGAAGGAGGAUUUGCUGGCAUUGUUGUUGAUUUAUUUGCUGAUGGAAAAGUCUUACCUCAGCUACAAGAAGCUGAAACUUGGUUAGAGAUUGCGAAAAAGCUCAUGCCAGAUGGUCGAAUCAUGGUCAACUGCGGUGGAGCAGAUACCCCCGUAUCUCUUGCUGCCGACACGGGUGUUUCGUCUUGGGUCCAGAAUCCUACAAUCAAGGCUCUGUGCUCUGCGUUCCCUGGGCAGCUAAACUGGAAGAGACUUUCGGAGAAGGAGAGUGUAAACUACGUCGCGUUGACGGGUCCCCUUCCAGACCUGGAGGAGUGGUCAACCUCGGUUCCUAGCGAGCUAAGCCCAAGAGUGAAACAAUGGGUGCCUUGCGAGCUCGCGUGAGAAUGUGCGUUUUCUUCUGGUUGCACCUUUGCUUGCUUCUACAACUUUGUCUGUCUCCCCCCUCCACGGUCCUUUUAAGGUGUACAUAAGGCCAUCUGUCUGCAUCUGAAGAAGUACCAUAUCAUAUCAGCACUCACAUGUCCAAGGAAGGAAUUGCAAUGUGGAAGGUAGUCUAUCUGGCUCCCAAAGCUUGAAGAACAGCAGAGCGAAGACCUGUCCGUUUAAUGGAGUUGAUGCGUGUAAUCCUGAAACCGAGCCGAGGGAAGAACGCAUCGCGCUACAGUUUUUGGCAUGUCCUGCUGCCCUGCUGUUGAUUAUCAUUCAUCAUUCCAUGCCUUCAUGGUGUCACAGUGUCAAGUUCAGACGGUGAUUAGUAAGCGCGCGUUACAUUACAUCCCUUUGUUUUUUUAGGUAACAACCUCUUAUUUUUCUGUUGUAUACACGACCGAUUCGUGCCGCGGCUGAGCUGAAUCAAAGCCAGCCACGGUUUGCAGUCUUAUGUCAGUGUAAUGUUGUUGUUCAGCAUCA